Schistocerca nitens (vagrant locust) is the source of this 5735-nucleotide messenger RNA. RefSeq names its product 3'-5' RNA helicase YTHDC2-like. Gene Ontology annotation, cellular component: intracellular anatomical structure. The coding region runs from base 113 to 4486 and encodes 1457 amino acids. The record is from RefSeq and is a predicted model, not a curated record. Lineage: Eukaryota; Metazoa; Arthropoda; Insecta; Orthoptera; Acrididae. Gene Ontology annotation, molecular function: RNA binding; protein binding; ATP binding. The transcript has 24 exons.
UGGGAAUUUUGUUUAUGUUGUUUGUUAACUAAAUUUUAGAAGUUUGUCAUCAAGAAUAAAUACGAUCAGUUUGUAGCUUUGUUUUUAUUAGAGUUCCCUUUCAACGCCAACCAUGUCAAAAAAGAAGAUGGGGUCGAAUAUUGCCGACCUAGUUGGUGAAGAAGUACGAAUAGCUGUUAAUUUGAGAUUGAAGAAAUUCUUGAAAGCCGAAGAUUGCAAAGAAUUUGAAUUUCCAUCAUCAUUAACACGUAUUGAAAGGGCAUACAUACAUAUGCUUGCAAGGGACAUAGGUCUUCGAUCCAAGAGCAGAGGGAAAGGUGCAAACCGGUAUCUGACAGUGUACAAAAGGGAAGGCUCCAGCAUAGUCCAGGCUGAUGCUGUGUUUCAGUUAGGAAGAGCCUCUCGACAGCAUAUCUUCAUGGUGUUGCACAAAUAUCCUCUCACUAACAAGGAAAGGCAUGAGUUGCUGCCACUGACAGAGAGAGAUCGCUUGACAACUGAAGUGAAGGAUGUCAACAAAACAAUGGGUCGGCUCAACAAUGCCAUACCACAAGUACCUCCAUAUUCCGUCAACCAAGAAUUGCUGCCUUAUAGGAAGCAGCUCCCAAUAUGGAACAUGAGGGAGGAAAUUUUGCAAGUUGUGAAUAAUAAUCAGGUUGUUAUAAUUGCAGGAGAAACUGGCUCUGGAAAGACCACACAGGUUCCACAGUUCAUUCUAGAAAAUGGACAUCUGACAGGAAAAGCAUGUCGCAUUAUAUGCACACAGCCACGUCGAUUGUCUGUAGUGUCAGUUGCUGAGAGAGUGGCUGCAGAGCGCGAUGAGAAGAUUGGGGAGGCUAUUGGAUAUCAGAUUCGCCUAGAAAGCAGAUUGGGACCAAAAACUGUGUUGACAUAUUGUACUGAUGGUGUGUUGUUGCGCACAUUGAUGGGCACGGAUUCAACACUAGCCACAGUAACACACAUUUUAGUUGAUGAGGUCCAUGAACGGAGCCGUUUCACAGACUUUCUGCUCAUUGUUCUUCGUGAUGCUCUGUGCAAGUUUCGCUCUCUUCGUCUUAUACUUAUGUCAGCCACCCUCGAUACACAAAUAUUCACCAAAUACUUCAACAAUUGCCCAAUUGUUACAGUGCCUGGCCGCUUGUAUGAAGUAAAAGAGUAUUAUCUGGAGCAUAUACUAAAACAGACAAAAUACAUGACCAAAAAAAUGAUGCAAAGUAAGAAAGAGCUUGAGAAAAAAAAGGACCAGAGUAUGAAGUUGGAAAAAUGGACAAAAUCUGCUAUGGAUCCUGCACUGAAGGAACAAAUUAAUAAGAGUGAGAGGAGAGCCAUUCUUGCUCCAAUCCUUGGACAACAGACAGAGCCACUGCCAGAAAAGACUGAAUUAGAAAAAUGGUUAAUCGAAGAGAUGGAUCGCUGUAUUUUGGAAGCUUGGCUGUAUGGCACAGAGGAUUCAUUCACACAGCUUCUCCACUUAAUGCUAUCUGAAAACGUCUCAGUAGAUUAUCAGCAUUCUGAAACAGGAGUGAGUCCACUGAUGGUGGCUGCAGGUCGUGGUUGUCUUAAUACAGCAGAACAGUUGCUCAGCCUUGGAGCGAAUGUUUGCUUGCGCUCAUCUAAUGAUUGGACAGCUUUAGAUUGGGCACACAAUCUUAACCAGCCAGCAAUGGUCGAAUUGCUGGAGGCUUACAUGAAUGCAGAUAUGGUUGUUGCCGAACCUUUGCCUGGAUUGACAGAAGUAGUGAGUGAAGAAGAUAGAAAACUGCUGGAGAUCUAUCACCAUAGCUUCAAUGAUGAAAAUAUUGAUAUGGAUCUUCUGAUGAAACUGCUUAUUGACAUACAUUCAUCAGGAACUAAGGGUGCCAUUCUCAUUUUUCUUGCUGGAUAUGAUGAUAUAGUUUGCCUCCGAGAGAAGAUAAAUUUUGAAGAAAAACAUCUCAAUGAAGCUGGCAAAUAUAAUCUUUACACUCUUCACUCAAAUAUGCAGACAAGUGACCAGAAGCGUGUAUUCAGGCCAUCUCCACCCGGUGUUCGGAAGAUCAUUCUAUCUACUAAUAUUGCUGAGACCAGUAUUACAAUAGAUGAUGUGGUAUUUGUUAUUGAUUCAGGAAAAGUUAAAGAGAAAUCAUUUGACGCGCUUUCCGGAGUAUGCUUAUUGCGACCUAUGUGGAUAUCAAAGUCAUGUGCAAAGCAACGUGCUGGUCGAGCUGGACGAACACAGCCUGGAGUGUGUUACCAUCUUUUUUCUAGCGAGAGGUAUCAAAGACUGCAAGCUUAUCAAACCCCAGAGAUCCUAAGAAUGCCAUUGCAGGAACUAUGUCUACAUACAAAGCUGUUGGCACCUGCCAAUACACCAAUUGCAGACUUCCUUGCUCGUGCACUUGAACCUCCUUCAUUUGUUGUCACAAGGAAUGCUGUCCAACUUCUUAAGACAAUUGAUGCACUAGAUGCUUGGGAGGAUCUUACAGAAUUAGGGCAUCAUCUCCUUGACAUUCCAGUAGAUCCUCGCCUGGGAAAAAUGUUGCUCUACUCUGUUGUGCUUAAGUGUCUAGAUCCAGUUCUUACUAUUGUCUGCUGCUUGGCACACAGGGAUCCAUUUGUUCUUCCUACACAACCAUCAAUGAAACGUGCUGCAUCUGCAGCAAGAAAAAAAUUUGCCGCUGGAACAUAUAGUGACCACAUGGCACUUCUUCGAGCUUUCCAGGCAUGGCAGCAUGCAAGAGCAAAUGGCUGGGAAAAGUCAUUUUGUGAGAAACAUUUUGUGUCAGCUGCAACUAUGGAAAUGGUGGUUGGUUUGCGAACACAGUUGUUAGGCCAGUUAAGAGCUUCUGGCUUCGUGCGUGCACGUGGAGGUGGAGAUAUUCGUGACCUUAACUCCAACUCGGAGAACUGGGCAGUGGUGAAGGCAGCUCUGUGUGCUGGUGUAUAUCCAAAUUUAAUUCGUGUUGACAGAGAACAUACACAGAUGCGUACACAGAAAGAGUUCUGUGUGAUGUUUCAUCCAUCAUCAGUGUUACGUGAAUGUCCGAAGAGCCCAAGAACAUCUGUAGCAGCUUCACAUACAGCAACAGUGGAGGCACUUCCAUCAGAUUGGCUUUUGUAUGAAGAAAUAAGUCGUACAGGCAGAUACUGUCAUGUUCGCUGUUGCACACUUGUGACACCUGUAACUGUUGUAUUGUUUGCUGGACCUGCUCGUAUGCCACUUGAUGCCAUAUCUGAAGUUGAAGGAGCAGUGAGGGGAGAUGCAGUAUUGGGAGGUGCAGCUGAUAGUGACAGUGAAGCAGAAGACAGGCCAGAAGGCCAGAAUACAACUUUGAAAUUAGAUGACUGGGUAGUAUUCCGUAUUGAUGCAGAAACUGCUCAUCUUGCUCUUCAACUCAGACAGAAAUGGCAUUCUCUUUUCUUGCGUCGAAUGCGAGCACCAGCCAAGCCAUGGUCACAGGUUGAUGAAUUUGUCGUGAAGACCGUUGUUGGGGUGCUGACAGCAGAGGAAGCUGCACUUGGCCUGCAGCAACCAAAUGGAAUCGGGCAAAGGCCAAGGCCAGUCAGCAACGAUUUCUGUCUCUCAGGAGAGCGCUUGGACUCAUUGAGUGCUAAACAUGUGGGAAGUGGCAGUGCUUCGCCGACUCCUUCACACGGUAGUGGAGGAGCAGGGAACAGUGUUGGUGCAUGCAACAGUGGAAGCACGGAGCCAACAUUGCUUAUACCUUUAACAAAAACACACAUUUCGUCUGCUUCACAUGAUGAACCUACAGGUGACACACGAUAUUUCAUCAUUAAAGCUGGCAGUCUGAAGACUGUUGAUGCUUCCAUCAGCCGCGGUGCUUGGGCUUUUACACCAGCUACUGAGCGGAAAGUUACACGCAUACUAAAGGAGGGCAAGCGUGUCAUUCUGGUGUUCAGCGUCCAGGGGAGUGGUCAUUUUCAAGGGUAUGCACGAUUGUUGGGUACAAGACCUGUUGAUCCACCUCGAACAGGAGCCCCUGCAGAUCCCUCUGGUGACUGUCAGCCACUGCCAGAGAUUCAUGAACUUGGUGGCCCCAAUAUGGGGCAGCCAUUGCCUGUUGAAUGGCUGAAGAGAGCUAAUGUGCCAUUCCAGGCAACCAGGCACCUGCUCAACCCUUUCAAUGAAAACCGGCGGGUGCAGACUAGUCGUGACGGCCAGGAGAUAGAACCCACAGUUGGGGAAGAACUCUGUAACCUUUGGGACCGAAUACCGCCAUUCAUCCAUAAGUCAAUGCUUUCAGCUCGCCAGCAACUCCCUCAUCAGCAACAAGGGCAGCAUCAACAACCACAUCAGCAGCAGCAGCAUCAGCAGCAGCAACAACAACAACAGCAACAGCAGCAGUUACAAGGAUCUAGUUCUACAAUUCUUGGCAAAAGUUUCCAUCAUGGUCGUCCCAUCCGUGGAAAUUUUUCUUAUGGUGGAUAUAGUCGUGGAACAGGCUUCCAUUAUUACAGUCCUCGAGGGGGACACCAUAACAAGUGAAAGACUGUAAUGCCUUUUUUUUUUUUUUUUUUUUUCAAAGUCAGGCAAGUAUAAUAUAUAGUUUAAAAUGGACACAGAUGUUCUUGGUUCUUUUAUGUCACUGCUGGUGUUCUGUAGUAAAGCGAAGUGGGUGUCAUCAGCAUUUACCAUAACUUUGCAUUGCAGGCAGAGUUGAUAGUGUUCUUGGAUGUUUGUAAUGAGAUGAUAAUUCUGUGUGUCUCUUUCUUCGUGCCUUAUGAAGUGUGGUGUUGUCAAUAUGCGACAUAAAACCUAUUGUUAGAUGAAACAAUCUUUGAUGUGUUCCUGUAUUCCCCAUCUGUGUUUUUUACUCAUGUGAUGCUUCUCUUCAUUUUGCUUUGCAUUAUUUCUGUUGCUAAAGUGACUUUUUAUUUGUAAUUUGUUGUUCAUUUUAUACAAAGGAACAAAUUGAACAGACAAGUCAUCUGCACUUAGGUUUUUGGCAAUAUUAACCUAAUCCCACGACUGCUCAUUUUACUCGAAAGUAAUUUAUUUUAUGUUCAUCUUCACUGUAUCAGUUUGCUUUUUAUUUCUUUGCAUUUGUAAAAUAAUAGCGUUAUUCAUUGUGGUUUUAAAGCAAAAUGUAGAGGAAAAACUUUCCUUUAUUGUUGGGAACAUUUUUUUUUUUUUUUCUUUUUUAGUGCAAAGCGCUGCCUAAAGUCAUGGCUGAUAGCCAGUUUGUUUUAUUUUGUGUAUUAAUGGCUAACAUUUACAUUCAAUGUAAAGAUAUUAAAAUACCCCACAUAACAAAAACAUGAAUUUUAAUGCAGGAAGAUUUUGAUCAAGAUCUUUAUAAUACAGGGUAUCCUGUUAACAUUACAUAUUGAUCAUUUUUUAGCACAGUUAAUGAUUAUAGUGUGAUCGUUUGUAGUUAUGUAAAUAUUACUAUUCCAUUAUAACAUAUGAUAUUUGUGGCUUAAAACAGGUAUUUCCUUGGACAAGAUUUUUAUGUUGGUGUCCCAGUGAGGGACUGUAUAAUUAGUGCAAUUUGUUAUUAGUACCAAAGGCCACAGUUUUUAAAUAGCUCGCAUUUUUUCUUUCCCAAAUAAUUCUUACACUUCCCUGUCCGUGCAAGACUAAACUGAGUGAGAUUUUACAAUCUGAUUUUAAGACGUUGCAUGAAAGUGUCUGUAAAUGUAGUGUAUCCAUGACAUUAUCAUUUGCUUACUGUUUCAGUCAAAUAUACUAAUGGUUGAAGUAAAAUCAUAAGUGAAGAACAUAAAAAAAAAAA